GCCUCACCUGUGCUCUGUGCCCAACGGCAGCUGCGGGCUCAGGGGCAGUGGGAGGGCUUCCACUUCCUUUCACUUUCUCAGGCCGCCAAACCUGGCACCUGGGGACAGAACUACAGUUCCCACCGCGCAGCGAGGCAGCAGGAAGACGGGGCCCUACGGGCUGAAAAGGAAAACAAGGAGAAAAAGAAAACCUUUCCCGCGAGCAGAAGUGAGAGCGCGCGACAGGUUUCGUGGAUUUUUAUGAGGAGACCCAAGACGAUAGUCUUUGAGGAACCUUUGAGGGCCUGAGGAUAUUUGCCUGGAGGGGAUAUGCUUGGCGCUCCAAAUAUCUGAUGGGCUGGCAUGUGGAAUCGGAAUCUGCCCAGUCCUGGCAUAGCACGAGGGUCAACAGAUGGAACCCUGGGAGAUAGAUUUCAACCCCAGCUCCACUCCAGGGAGGCAGCGCCAUGCAGUUCUCCAGCUCAGCCAGGGCAGCAGAUGAGAACUUCGACUAUUUGUUCAAGAUCAUCCUCAUCGGGGACUCCAACGUGGGGAAGACGUGUGUGGUGCAGCAUUUCAAAUCCGGGGUCUACACGGAGACACAGCAGAACACGAUCGGCGUGGACUUCACUGUGCGCUCCCUGGAGAUCGACGGCAAGAAAGUGAAGAUGCAGGUGUGGGACACUGCAGGCCAGGAGCGCUUUCGGACCAUCACCCAGAGCUACUACCGCAGCGCCCACGCGGCCAUCAUCGCCUACGACCUGACCCGGCGGUCCACCUUUGAGUCCGUUCCUCACUGGAUUCACGAGAUAGAAAAAUACGGAGCUGCGAACCUGGUCAUUAUGCUGAUCGGGAACAAAUGUGACCUGUGGGAGAAACGGCAUGUUCUGUUCGAGGAUGCCUGCACGCUGGCUGAGAAAUACGGCCUCCUUGCUGUUUUGGAGACAUCAGCUAAGGAGUCCAAGAACAUAGACGAAGUCUUCGUGCUCAUGGCCAGGGAGCUGAUCGCCCGCAACAGCCUGCAGCUGUAUGGGGACGGCGCCCUGAACCACCUGCCCCUGGACUCCAGUCCAGUCCUUAUGGCCCAGGUGCCAAGUGAAAAGACCCACUGCACUUGCUGAGUGUGGUCACCCAGCCAAUAGCACCCACCAGAGGCAUCGCUAAACCAAAGGGGGCGGGUCUUCUAGUGUCUGCUGGGUAGCAUUUCAGACCCAAGUGUAGACUUGCCACUAGUUCUCAAUCCUGGGUUCAGACCAGAGGCCACAACAGCUGACUCUGAGGCCAGGGGAUACCACUGUCCUUUCCGAUUUUGCCUUGGACCUAAAGGCACAGGGUUAGGAGGACAAGGUUUGCUCUUCUUCGUCUCUUUUCUGUCUUCCCAACCCUUCAACUAUGUUUCCACUGACCUUUGCUUCUCACUUGAAGAAGAGGGUAGUGAGGAAAGAUCAAAGAGGGGCGAGGAUGCGUGGAACACUCCGGAACAGUUUAAAACAGCUUGGUCAUGGGCAGAUGAGAAAAAAGCCUGCAGUGAUAAGCCAGAAUGCCGUUAACAUUUGCUUCCUGAUAGUCACACCUCAGGGUUUUAGUUUGGGGAGCAAAGCCUUUUGAUAUAAAGACCAUAAAUACCUCUUGCCAAAUGGUCAGGAGCCAUGUGAUGGAGACAGAACUGGAUUUCACUUCAUUCUAUUUGGGCUGAUGUGGGAGACGUCUACAGUUUCUUUCCAAAACACCACAUUGGCUGCUGGAUCAGAAGGCAUUUCUGAAUAGUAAUUAAUUUGGCUCACAGGUGAAUAGCAAACCAAUAUUGACCUCACAGUAUGGCCCUGGGCACACCAUGUACCUGUAGCACACUGGUUUUUCUUGUUUUUUUUCUUAAAUAUAUUUUAUUGAUUUUUUACAGAGAGGA
This is a messenger RNA of Myotis brandtii (Brandt's bat), 1885 nucleotides long. RefSeq names its product RAB19, member RAS oncogene family (gene RAB19). The record is from RefSeq and is a predicted model, not a curated record. Bases 447 to 1100 code for a protein of 217 amino acids. Lineage: Eukaryota; Metazoa; Chordata; Mammalia; Chiroptera; Vespertilionidae. Gene Ontology annotation, molecular function: GTP binding; GTPase activity. The transcript has 5 exons. Gene Ontology annotation, cellular component: trans-Golgi network.